AUGGGAGGCACACAGACUUGGUUGUGUGCCCCUCCUUACGUUUCGUCGAAUAAACCUGCACCUAAGAGGAGUUAUCCAUUUCAAAGACCUUCUAACCAGCCCUUUUCCGGGGGCUCCAGACUGGCACACAACCAAAGAGAAUUUUUCGGCUCACAACAACAUCCGCGCCAGCAUCACAGUCAGCAACCUAGAAUUAAGAAGGAGCCGAAAGGGAAAUCUGAGGAUUUUCCCCGAAAAGCGGGUUUUCGAGACAGGUGGGAAGAGCUCGGGGCUCCCCCAUACAUUCUGAGGCUUAUUUCGGGAACCAGAAUCCCUCUCGUCUCGAGACCCCCUCUCUUCGGCAACUGGCAACAAUCUCGCUUCAUAACAAGGUUUUCACCGGAGAUGUCCAAACAAAUAGAUCUUCUAAAGCUUCAGAGGGUUUUGGAACCUCCAAAAAGAGAAGGCCCGAGUUUCAUAUCAAGAAUUUUUCUAGUGACCAAGAGCAACGGCGACCCUUGCCCCAUUUUCGACUUGAGAGGGUUAAACAUUCACGUUCAAACCCAAAAAUUUCGUUUAAUCUCCCAUCAUCAAAUUCCAGAGUUUCUUCAGAACGGCGACUUUAUGACCAGAAUCGAUAUCUUCCAGGCAUACUUCCAUGUACCAAUAGCAGAAUCACACAGGCAGCUCCUUCGCUUGGUCUACAACGGGGAGCUGCUUCAGAUGACGAGCUUGCCCUUCAGCCUCUCAUCUGCACCUCACACCUUCGCGAUGAUAUCGAAUUGGGUCGCAGAGACAAUUCGAUCGCUGGGUGUGAGACUGAUCGUUUAUCUGGACGACUUCCUCCUGGCCUGCCAGAAUCGCUCCAAGUUAAUGGUCCCGACAGAGGAAACUGUGAAGCUCCUGACUCACCUCGGCUGGGUAGUCAACCUGGAGAAAUGCGACCUGACCCCGAACCAGAGAAUGGAUUUCUUGGGAUUCACGUGGGACAGUAAACAGAACUAA
Diachasmimorpha longicaudata is the source of this 984-nucleotide messenger RNA. RefSeq lists its product as uncharacterized. Lineage: Eukaryota; Metazoa; Arthropoda; Insecta; Hymenoptera; Braconidae. Bases 1 to 984 code for a protein of 327 amino acids. The transcript is spliced from 2 exons. The record is from RefSeq and is a predicted model, not a curated record.